Molecule: messenger RNA, 1407 nt
Organism: Phoenix dactylifera (date palm)
Lineage: Eukaryota; Viridiplantae; Streptophyta; Magnoliopsida; Arecales; Arecaceae
Biological process (GO): proteolysis
Molecular function (GO): ATP binding; ATP-dependent peptidase activity; metalloendopeptidase activity
Source: RefSeq, a predicted model, not a curated record
AUUUGCUGGGUGGUUGUGUGGCCGAGGUGUACUCUUCUUCCUGGAAAAGAGAAGAGAAAAAAAAGUUCAUUUGUUUCAAACAAAUUACUCUGGCUGUCUUCCAAGAUGUCUGAUUUGUGAAAAGGAGAUGGGUUUGGUGAUCUGUUACAGUGGUGUGCCACUGCAUGUUAGGCUGAGGGUGCUGACAGUCCGAGCUGUGAAUUCCUCUGAAUCAUCUCUGGAUUCUGUCAUUCUGAAGUCUGGUGGUUCACGGUUACAAGUCCUGCAACAAGUUGAUGAGUUGCUGAGGAAGGGGAAUGAGAGGGGAGCUCUCUCCCUGGUCAAGGAUUUGCAGGGAAAGCCUCGGGGUCUUCAGUGCUUUGGAGCAGCAAGGCAGGUGCCACAAAGAUUCUAUAACUUGGAUGAGUUGAAGCUAAAUGGAAUCAACACUGCUGCUUUUUUGUCUCCUGCGGAUAUAACUUUGGGUUCGAUAGAGAGAAAUCUUCAACUUGUUGCAGUCCUGGGAGGCUUUGCUGCAUGGCUUGCAUUUGGUUUUUCUCAACUACAAAUAUUGUAUCUUUCCUUAGGUUUACUGUUUCUAUGGACGUUAGAUUUGGCCUCUUUUGAUGGAGGAGUGAGGAACUUGGUGCUUGAUACGAUUGGUCACAAUCUGAGUCAAAAAUAUCACAACAGGGUUAUUCAGCAUGAAGCUGGUCAUUUCUUGAUAGCCUACUUGCUUGGAAUUCUUCCAAAGGGAUACACAUUAUCAAGUUUAGAAGCCUUAAUGAAAGAAGGAUCAUUCAAUGUGCAAGCUGGAACGUCUUUCGUGGAUUUUGAAUUUCUUGAUGAAAUUGCUACAGGAAAAAUAUCUGCAAAGAUGUUGAACAGGUUCUCAUGCAUAGCUUUGGCAGGAGUGGCUACGGAGUAUCUUCUAUUUGGAUAUUCUGAAGGUGGGCUUGCAGACAUUGAUAAGUUGGAUAAAUUACUUAAAAGCCUGGGGUUCACACAGAAGAAAGCGGAUUCUCAGGUGAGAUGGGCUGUGCUGAAUACUAUUCUAAUACUGCGUCGUCAUGAGAGAGCUAGAUCACAGUUAGCAGAGGCCAUGUCUUCUGGUAAAUCAGUGGGGUGUUGCAUUGACAUAAUAGAAAGAAGUAUAGAUGAUGCAGAUGUUUGAUAGCAAAAAAGUUGGAGAAACAUGCUAUGAUAGAACUGGGAAUGGCUAAAUCUUUGAUGUUUCAAAGUUUUUUUUUUUUUGACAGGUAAAUCUAGUAAAUCGCACUUAUAGGUAGAAGACCUCCCAGAUUCCAUAAAGAAGGGGAAAGACUGUAAUUUGAUUGCUUAAAUUUUCAAAAUGUUGCUUUCCUUGUUGGACACAUGGGGCAUCGAAAAAAUAAAAAAUAAAAAUAAAAAUGUUAGCUGUUCAAUCAA